Eremothecium gossypii ATCC 10895 is the source of this 732-nucleotide messenger RNA. RefSeq names its product 60S ribosomal protein uL30 (gene RPL7A). The transcript has 3 exons. Gene Ontology annotation, cellular component: cytosolic large ribosomal subunit. Lineage: Eukaryota; Fungi; Ascomycota; Saccharomycetes; Saccharomycetales; Saccharomycetaceae. The record is from RefSeq and is marked provisional. Gene Ontology annotation, biological process: maturation of LSU-rRNA from tricistronic rRNA transcript (SSU-rRNA, 5.8S rRNA, LSU-rRNA). The coding region runs from base 1 to 732 and encodes 243 amino acids. Gene Ontology annotation, molecular function: structural constituent of ribosome; RNA binding.
AUGGCUGACAAGAUCUUGACCCCAGAGUCCCAGUUGAAGAAGUCCAAGGCUCAACAGAAGUCGGCUGAGCAAGUCGCUGCUGAGAGAGCUGCUCGCAAGGCUGCUAACAAGGAGAAGAGAGCUGCCAUCUUGGAGAGAAACGCUGCUUACCACAAGGAGUACGAGACCGCCGAGAGAGCCGUCAUCCAGGCCAAGAGAGAGGCCAAGGCCAACGGCUCCUACUACGUCGAGUCCCAGCCAAAGUUGGUCUUCGUCAUCAGAAUCAAGGGUAUCAACAAGAUUGCUCCAAAGCCAAGAAAGGUCUUGCAGCUAUUGAGAUUGAACCAGAUCAACUCCGGUGUCUUCGUCAAGGUCACCAAGGCCACCACCGAGCUUUUGAGAUUGGUCGAGCCUUACGUUGCCUACGGUUACCCAUCCUACUCCACCAUCAGACAGUUGGUGUACAAGAGAGGUUACGGUAAGAUCAACAAGCAGAGAAUUGCUUUGUCUGAGAACUCCAUCGUCGAGGCCAACUUGGGCAAGUACGGUAUCAUCUCCGUCGACGACUUGAUCCACGAGAUCAUCACUGUCGGCCCACACUUCAAGCAGGCCAACAACUUCUUGUGGCCAUUCAAGUUGUCCAACCCAUCCGGCGGCUGGGGUGUGCCAAGAAAGUUCAAGCACUUCAUCCAGGGCGGUGCCUUCGGUAACCGUGAGGAGUUCAUCAACAAGUUGGUCAAGUCCAUGAACUAA